Hippoglossus stenolepis (Pacific halibut) is the source of this 3510-nucleotide messenger RNA. Its product is annotated as carcinoembryonic antigen-related cell adhesion molecule 2. The record is from RefSeq and is a predicted model, not a curated record. The coding region runs from base 109 to 1728 and encodes 539 amino acids. NCBI's taxonomy places the organism in Eukaryota, Metazoa, Chordata, Actinopteri, Pleuronectiformes, Pleuronectidae. The transcript has 10 exons.
GGGUGUGUGUGUUACUGGGUGUGUGUGUUACUGGGUGUGUCCUGGUGAAUCAGGUUCUCCCUUCUCGUCUUUUCUUCUCUGUCUCUGUUGGAACAUUGACUCGUUCACAUGGAUCCUUUCAGCUUCAAAACGUUUCUUCUCUUUGUCUGUUUGAUCGGCUGCGGCUCGGCUCAGGACAUCCUCCCGGAAGGCCCGGUGGAUGCGGUGCUGUCUCGGGACAUCGUCCUGACAACGCUGCUCACCAAACCAGAUUAUACUGCUAUCUUCUGGAGCUUUAAUGAUGGAAUCGAGGUGACAAAUGUGGCCACCAUGUCGGCCGCGGGGCUGAAGUUGAAGCCGGCUUACGAAGGGCGUGUGACCCUUAAUGCGACCAACGGCUUCCUUACCCUGAAGUCUCUGACGUCAAAGGACAGCGGAGAAUAUACCAUCAAUAUUUUGUUCAAUGACGGAAACACGAGAACAGCCGAGAUCGAACUGCGAGUCCUGAAGCCGGUGUCUGGCGUCAUCAUUAAGUCAAACAUGCCAGAGGCCGUGGAGCACAACAGCACCGUCAUCCUCACGUGCUCGGCUCAGGGCUCCUUCCUCAACUUUAUCUGGACCAAUGGCUCCACCCUCAUCGUCGCUGAUGGAAAACGACUCACGGUUAAAGACGAGGAGAUGACCAGCACACUGACCAUCGCAGGUGUUCUCAGGUCGGAUCUGAUUGGUCCAAUCUUCUGCACCGCUGCUAACAAUCUGGAGAAAGAGAAAAGCCCUGCCUUCAACCUCACAGUCCACUAUGGUCCAGACAAUGUGAUUAUCUCUCCUGCCUCGACGCCUCAGUUCAUCAGGGCGGGCUCUAACUUCAGUCUAGCGUGCUCCGCCCUCUCGUCUCCGCCCGCCACCUUCAGCUGGUUCCAGAACCAAAAGGCGAUGGAGGUGUUGGGACCCGUUCUCUCUCUCGGGGCGAUCGAAAAGCUGGGCUCAGUGACGAAGGUGGAGGACUUCACCUGCAGGGCGCAAAACGCCAAGACCCUGCGCAACGUCCCGUCUCCCGCUGUGUCCUUUGCUGUGAUGGAUGCCAUCUCUGGCACUAAAAUCACCGGUCCGACCGUGACGCUCAUCGCUGGCAACAGCACAGCCAACCUGAGCUGCCAGGCGAUGGCCGGCACCGUGAAGACCACGACCUGGCUGAAAGACGGCAAACCCCUGUCCACCAGCUCCCACCUGGUAUUCGCAGCUAACAUGAGGUCCGUGAUUAUCAACCCGCUGCAGAAAGGGGACCGCGGACAGUACACGUGUCAGCUCUCCAACCCCGUCAACACCGACCAAGCCUCGUUCAAGAUGGAGGUCAACUUUGGUCCUGAAACAGCGAUGGUGGAAGGCAAAGAGGCUGUGGAGGUGAACGAACCCAUCACACUCACUUGCUCUGCAGAGUCCUACCCAACCGCCAACUUCACCUGGAAGUUUAAUGGCACAGUGACCGACGUGAAGACUGACAAGUACAUCAUCAUGGAGGCCAAGUACAAGAACACUGGAACGUACACGUGUGAGGCACACAACACUGUCACCGGGAAGACCGCCACAGGUAGCCACAAGCUGUCCGUCAAAGAGGAGGGAGCGUUGGAUGAAGGUCUCUCAGACGGCGCCAUCGCUGGAAUCAUAAUUGCCGUCCUUGUCGCUCUUGCUGCCGCCAUUGGAUUGAUCAUAUACUGUCGACAGAAAGUUCCGGUCGAGUCUCCGUAUUAAAGACAGAUGCAGGCUGAAGAUACUGCGACAGACAUCUGAUCAUUUUGCUUCCCAUGAUCCACCUGUGCAGCUGGGAGGCGUAUCCUCAUGGAACCAGCCGGUUUCCUUUGAAGUUCCUGUCAAACCAGUUUUCCCAUCACCCUCCCCCUCUCUUUGUUGCCGUUGGCAAGAGUGAAAACUUGACCUUUUAAUUUGAAUGUUUUGUUUAAACUCAGUUGAUGAUUCUGUGUUUGAAUCUUCACUGUUUAUCAUCGUUUUUUUAACCGUCGUCUUCGUGACAAACAUCAGUGGAUCAUCACCCCUCCCCCACCCUGGUUCAGUGCCUCCUUACACAGAUGGAGACGUUUCCUUUGCAGUCUGCAAAAGAAACGUCGACACAAUGAGUGUUUAUCCUGAAACCUGAGAACACACACACACACACAAACACACACUCUGUGGUUUGAUUUAUCACUAUCACUGAUCUGGAGUUUUCUAACUCACCUGUUUGUUCUACACUGCACCUCUUUAUAAACAUCCCAUGAAAAAACAUUGUCAUUGAAUAUAUUCAGACUGUGGCGUCAAUAAUCACUAACGAUAACCAACAUAUAUUAAUACAAGAAGUAUAAUAUAAUCAAUGAUAAAACUAUUAUUUUCUUUAAAAAACUGAGAUAAAAAUAUGAUAAAAAACUAAUAUUAAUAAUAAUAUAAUCAUAAACUGAUAUUUAGUGAUGAAAUGAUGUUAAUGAUUCAUAAUUGAUUAUAUCGUAGAAUUAACUUUGAAAUAUCAGUCGUGUCUUUAAUAAUUAUUAUUCAAGACAAUAAAAACGUUUUUAAAAAUAAAUAUAUGACAAUAUUAUCGUGAUAAUAUCGUUAUCAUGAUGAUAUUGUACGUGAAAUUUGAUGUCAUGUCUCAUCAGUUAACAGCUAAAGAUUUAAAUUUAAUUCAUUUCAUAAAGACAGCAACAAAGAAACAAACUGUAAAACAAAACCGAUUAAAACUAUGUGAAAAAAACGUCUUCAUUAAAUAAAGAGACGUGUCUCUCCUUGAUUUCUCAGCUGUGACUCUGGUUUUCUUCAUCUGGAUGGUUCAGCAUUGUUUUCACUGUUUGAAUCAUCGGUGGAGACGAGCGUGGACAUGCACAGACGAGUCAGCGACAUGAAGGUGAAGAAAACCAAAGACAAAAAGGCGGGAAGGUGUGAGUGGGCGGUGACGUAGUCUGAGGUUCGGAGCGAAAAUUUUGUUGGUGCUUUGAUUGAAAAAGUUUUAAACCGAAUGAAAAUAUUUCACUCGACGUCUGAAUAGAAAGAAAAUAUUUGAAGUUCAGGUUUUAUUUUAUUUGUUGAGUUUUCUGUUUCAAACCUAACGAUUUUGGUUUUGGGCCGAUGAUAAUUUUAUCGUUUGUGAUUUCAGACUUGAACGUGCACUGAUCUCCAAUAAGAAAAGUAUUUAUUUUGUUUAGUUCAAAUCAAAAACCAGAUAAACUGGAGCUGAAGAUCGUAACCAGACUGAAUGUUCAAACUGAUUAAAUUUUCACUUUUCACCCUGGAAUAUUUUUGAAAAAGUAUUUAAAUUAUGUCACAUUGAACAGGAAGUGAUGUCAUAACAACACUGCAGCGACUCAGUCAACCUUAAAGAGAAGCAACGCUCGCUGUCAAUCAUCAGAUGAAAUGAAUGUGUUGUAUUUUGCUUCAUGUCGUUUGUUAACAUUGAUGUGAUCAGUGACACGUUUCCUGAUGUUUACAGGUUCUGACAUAAAAAUAUACUGUAAAAAAAUAACAUAAAGGUUGGAAAUAUUUUACUAA